AUGUUCCUCUUGGACUGGUUUUAUGGGGUCUUGGCCUCCCUCGGGUUGUGGCAAAAAGAGGCCAAGAUCUUGUUUCUUGGCCUCGAUAAUGCUGGCAAAACCACCCUUCUUCACAUGCUCAAGGAUGAGAGAUUAGUGCAGCAUCAGCCGACGCAAUAUCCCACCUCGGAAGAACUGAGUAUUGGGAGAAUUAAGUUUAAGGCGUUUGAUUUGGGGGGUCAUCAGAUCGCCCGUCGAGUCUGGAAGGAUUACUAUGCCAAGGUUGAUGCUGUAGUGUACCUUGUCGAUGCCUAUGACAAGGAGCGUUUUGCAGAAUCAAAGAAGGAAUUAGACGCACUCCUUUCUGAUGAGGCCCUUGCCGAUGUCCCAUUUCUCAUUUUGGGAAACAAGAUUGACAUACCAUACGCCGCCUCAGAAGACGAGUUGCGCUACCACCUCGGCCUGACUGGUAUAACCACUGGCAAAGGAAAUGUCAAUCUGGCAGACUCUAACGUGCGCCCUUUAGAGGUAUUCAUGUGCAGCAUUGUACGCAAAAUGGGCUAUGGUGAUGGCUUCAAAUGGGCUUCUCAGUAUAUCAAGUAG
This is a messenger RNA of Fraxinus pennsylvanica, 582 nucleotides long. NCBI's taxonomy places the organism in Eukaryota, Viridiplantae, Streptophyta, Magnoliopsida, Lamiales, Oleaceae. The record is from the annotation of a GenBank genome assembly.